AUGGCAAUUCCUUUUCAGCUACCUCACCAAGCUGGUUUCCCUUUCCAUGGUUACGCCAUGCAACCCCAUAACGCAGCCAUUCCACAACCUCAGGCAUCUUGUCCGAAUCCUAACCAACAACCAUAUGGCGCUCAACAAGCUUUCCACCAAGCUCCAGCCCUCUCAUACUCCGUUGAAGCCCCACAAAUGCCUCAUCCACAACAAGAACGUAUCAGAAUAAUGCCUGCUCACACGUCAGGGCGUAACAAGCCUUUGACCGAUAGCCUGAGGCUAACUCCCAUACCCCUCGGUUUCAAGGGUCCCUCUAACAUCACCACAUAUGUUGGUGAUACCGAUUCGUUUGAGUGGAUCCAGAAAUUCGAAGCAGCAAUGACACUCCACGGCGAAACGAAUCUACUCAUGUGCAGAACUUUCCCAACAUUGUUAGGAGGGAGAGCCCUUACUUGGUACACCACCCUGCCAACAGGCAGCAUUGCGUCAUGGGACGAUUUAGCAAGCAAGUUUCAGUCCCAUUUUGCAACUAGUCGCCCCGUGCCCAAAUCUGUGCACGCCCUUGAAAAGGUCCGACAGCAUUCUGGCGAGACCCUCCGGACCUUCCUAGAUCGUUUUGAUAAAGAGGCCUUACAAGUGCAAGGCCUAGACCCCAAAGUACAGGUGCAUAUACUCUUGUCAGGCUUGCGACAAGGAGAGUUCGCUUACGAGCUCGCACGACAUGAAAUUACUGACUUAGAGGAAGUCAAGAAAAAGGCGCAAGAAUUUAUGAGAAUUGAAGAAUACAAAGGGAGUCGAGCUAGUGACUCCCACAGUCAAGAAAAGGCGAUCAACAAGGGAAGGAACCACGUUGAUGAAAGUCGGAAAGGAUACCAAGCAUCCUCACGUUCCACCCGCCCUUCGGGGCGAGACACAUCCGAACGACGGUCACACAGUGUCUUACAAACAGACUACAAAGAGGAUCCCAAAAGCAGCCAACGGUCCCAGCAGCCAAGCAAAGAGGUCGCGCCAUACUGCAAGUUUCAUCGCAGUAGUGGCCACAGCACAGAGGAAUGCAGGCGCCUCAAGGACGAGAUUGACGAACUCAUCAAAGGCGGUACGCAAAAACGCGGAGGAGAUAAUACUCACUUCUCCAGAUCAGGCGGGCGAUACCGUGACCGAAGCAAGUCGCCAGAAAGGAGGAAAACCAAUCAGUCCAACACUCGGUCCCGCCAAGAACGAGGCCACAGAGAAGACUCACCUCAAAGAACCAGAACACAGGCAAGCCCGAGCCGAGGAGGAAGACGCGUUGAAGAAGAAGAAGACUCUGCAGCCAUCAAGCACGAAGUAAUUAAUAUGAUCUCUGGAGUUUUAAUCGGCGGGGGAGAAACAUCUAACGCUAGGAAGAAGCAUCUAACACAAUGCCUGGCGGUUGCAGGAAAGGUGAUCAGCAAGGAUAAAGGGCACCCUGGACCACCCAGGCAAAACAUAGUUUGGGAUAGUAGCGACUUGGGGGAUGUUCUCCCUGGGCAUGACGACCCACUUGUCAUCCAAGCGAUAAUCGCCAAUUAUGGCAUCAUCCGUGUAUUUGUUGACCACGGCAGCUCAGCCGAUAUUUUAUUAUUGACAUGUUUCAAAGCAUUAGGUUUCACAAUUAACGAUUUAACUCCUGUCGCAGGUGAACUUUCAGGUUUCAAUGCUACCACCACCAAGCCUUUGGGGGUGAUAAACUUGUGUCUCUCGCUUGGAACGCCGCCAACGUCACGAUCUGCAGACAUCCAAUUCCUAGUGCUGGAUACACCAUCCGCUUACAACGCCAUCCUAGGCAGGAGGAUGUUUGCAGCCUUUGAGGCGAGCGUCUCACACCCCCACCUGGCAAUGAAGUUCAUAGCCAGAGAUAAUAACAUAGCCAUUGUGCGAGGAGAUCAAAUUGUUGCCCGAAGUUGUUACAACAUUUCUUUGCGGCCAAUGACAAAGGUUACCUUCAAAGAAGAAGUGACACCCCAGCAGAAGGAGAUAUCCCCAGCGGAAGGAAAUCCCGGCAGAAGGGGGAAAGAACACAACCAGUGCUUCUUGGUAGAUUUUGACGCCAGGGACGAUCCUAGAGUGGAGCACGCCAGACCCACACCUGACGGAGCGCUAGAACAUGUGGUGUUGGGUGAGGCAGAUCACCAGACGACAACAGUCGGGGCGACCAUCGACCCGAAGGUCAAAGACAAGCUGAUCCAGCUGUUAAAAGCAAAUAAAGAUUUGUUCGCCUGGAAACCAUCGGAUAUGCCAGGUAUUGACCCAAACAUAUGCUGCCACCGUUUGUCGGUGGAUCCUAAAGCAAAACCAGUUUCGCAAAAGAAAAGGAAAUUUAGCUUCGACCGCCAGAAAGUCAUCGAUGAAGAAAUCAAGAGGCUCCAUGACGCCGGAUUCAUAAGGGAAAUCAAAUACACAACGUGGUUGUCCAAUCCAGUGUUAGUGAAGAAACCAAAUGGUGCGUGGCGAAUGUGCGUUGACUACACUGACCUCAACAAAGUCUGUCCCAAGGACGCCUAUCCUUUCCCGAGCAUCGACCAGUUGGUUGACAACGCCUCAGGUUUCCAAAUGUUGUCUUUUAUGGACGCAUAUUCAGGAUAUAAUCAAAUUCCGUUGCUGGAGGAAGAUCAAGACAAAACGGCGUUCAUUACUCAGAACGCCAACUACUGUUAUACAAUUAUGCCCUUUGGUUUGAAAAACGCGGGCGCCACGUAUCAAAGGAUGAUGAAUGAGGUGUUCAGAGAUCUGAUCGGCAAUUGCAUCGAAGUUUACAUUGAUGACAUGAUCGUCAAAUCCAAAACGCCAGACCAGCAUUUAGCAGAUCUCCAGGGCGUCUUCGGAAGACUGAGAAAGUUUAACAUGCGCCUCAACCCCAGCAAGUGCGCUUUUGGGGUUCCCGCGGGAAAAUUCCUAGGCUUCAUGCUUACGGAGCGAGGCAUAGAGGUCAACGCAGACAAGUGUAAGGCGAUCAUUGAAAUGCGAAGCCCGCAAACCAUCAAGGAGGUUCAACAACUGACUGGAAGGUUAGUAGCCCUCACCCAUUUUCUGGCAAACUCGGCACACAAAUCUCUCCCCCUUUUUAGCUUGCUUAAGAAGGGGACCACCUUUCAGUGGUCAGAAAAAUGUGAGAGCGCCUUUCAAGAAUUCAAAAGGGCUCUCUUAUGCCCACCAGUACUCACCAAACCAGACCACGACGAGAUGUUGUAUUUGUACCUCGUCGUUGGAACCGAAGCGAUCAGCGCAUCUCUAGUCAAAGAGUCAAAAGAAGGACAAAGGCCCGUCUAUUUUAUUAGCAAAGUUUUGCAAGGAGCCGAGCUUCGGUACCAACAAGUUGAAAAGGUGGCAUUGACACUCAUCUUUGCUGCAAGGCGAUUAAUAUUUCCAGUGCCAUCCAAUCACUGUCAGAACAAAUCAGCCAAUCCGUCAAGUUUUACAUAA
Molecule: messenger RNA, 3432 nt
Organism: Gastrolobium bilobum
Lineage: Eukaryota; Viridiplantae; Streptophyta; Magnoliopsida; Fabales; Fabaceae
Exons: 1
Coding region: 1-3432 (1143 amino acids)
Source: RefSeq, a predicted model, not a curated record